AUGUCUUUUGCUCGUCUUGCUGGCAAGACCGCCGUCGUCACUGGCUCCUCCACCGGUAUCGGCCAGGCCGUUGCCUUUGCCCUCUACACCGAGGGCGCCCAGGUCGUCUGCGCCGACCUCGAGGAGAGAAGACAAGGCAGUGAAGACACCGAGGUCCCCACCCACGAGCAAAUCAACAAAGCUGGCGGCAAGGCCAUCUUCGUCCAGACGGACGUGACCAGAGCCGACAGCGUGAAGAGGCUGGUCAAAGAGGCGGUGAGCCACUUCGGCAGGAUUGAUAUUUUCAUCAACAACGCUGGUGUCACUGGCCAGGAUGGCAGCAUCAUGCUCUCGAAUGAGGCCUGGGACAGGAAUUUUGCCAUCAACGCUCGCGGCACCUCCCUCGGCUGCAAGUAUGCUGGUGCCCAGAUGAAGAAGCAGGACCAGCUCCCCAGCAUGGACCGCGGCUGGAUCAUCAACAUCGCUGGCGUUCAGACCGGCUCAACGGGCGAGUCCCCCUCGAAGCACUCCCUUGUCACCGACAUGACCCAAACCAUCGCCCAAGAGCUCCGCGACCACGACAUCCACGUCAACGCCAUCACCCCUGGCUAUACCAAGAUGUCGAUGCCGGAGAACGGGCUGGAGACCGAGGAGGCGCUGGCGGCCAUUGCGAAACUGCCGGAAGACGUCGCCAAGAUGGUUGUCCAGCUGGCCACCGAAGAGAGCGGCUGGAUGGCCGGUAACUCGGUCUCGGUCGACAGUGGUAACGCCACUUUCUAG
Molecule: messenger RNA, 759 nt
Organism: Lasiodiplodia theobromae
Lineage: Eukaryota; Fungi; Ascomycota; Dothideomycetes; Botryosphaeriales; Botryosphaeriaceae
Product: Short-chain dehydrogenase/reductase SDR
Exons: 4
Coding region: 1-759 (252 amino acids)
Molecular function (GO): oxidoreductase activity, acting on the CH-OH group of donors, NAD or NADP as acceptor
Source: RefSeq, a predicted model, not a curated record